This is a messenger RNA of Pogona vitticeps (central bearded dragon), 11861 nucleotides long. RefSeq names its product sushi, von Willebrand factor type A, EGF and pentraxin domain containing 1 (gene SVEP1). Gene Ontology annotation, molecular function: calcium ion binding. The record is from RefSeq and is a predicted model, not a curated record. Lineage: Eukaryota; Metazoa; Chordata; Lepidosauria; Squamata; Agamidae.
AUGUGGCCCCUUCUGGGCGCGUACUUGUGGGGCGGCGUGUCCCUGGUGUGGGGCUGGGCACCUCCGCCGCCCCUCUCCUCUCNGGUCUUCCUGGUGGACGAGUCGUCGAGCGUGGGCCAAGCCAACUUCCUCAGCGAGCUGCGCUUCGUCAAGAAGCUGCUCUCCGACUUCCCGGUGGUGCCCACGGCCACGCGCGUCGCCAUCGUCACCUUCUCGUCCAAGACCCAUGUGGUGCCCCGGGUGGACUACAUCUCCCCGCCGGCCCGGCCGCCGCCGCCGCCGCAGCACAAGUGCGCUCUGCUGAGCCGGGAGAUCCCGGCCAUCGGCUACCGAGGGGGCGGCACCUACACCAAGGGCGCCUUCCAGCAAGCGGCGCAAAUACUGCUUCAUGCCCGUGAAAAUGCUACCAAGGUGAUAUUUCUUAUUACUGAUGGCUAUUCAAAUGGAGGGGAUCCCAGGCCCAUUGCGGCUUCCUUGCGUGAAUUUGGAGUGGAGAUCUUCACAUUUGGGAUAUGGCAAGGCAACAUCAGAGAGCUGAAUGACAUGGCUUCUCACCCCAAAGAGGAACAUUGCUACUUGCUCCACAGUUUUGCAGAGUUUGAAGCUUUAGCUCGCAGAGCGCUUCAUGAAGAUCUGCCCUCUGGUAGUUACAUUCAAGAAGACAUAUCUCAUUGCUCCUACCUUUGUGAUGGGAGAGAAAAUUGCUGUGAUAUUAUGGCAAGCUGCAAAUGUGGCACCCACACAGGGCAAUUUGAAUGCAUCUGUGAAAAAGGAUACUAUGGCAAAGGGCUACAGCAUGAAUGUGCAGCCUGCCCACCAGGGACAUACAAGCCUGAAGGUUUGCCAGGUGGAAUUACCACCUGCCUGUCAUGUCCGGAUGAAAAUCACACCUCCCCACCAGGAAGUACCUCUGUUGAGGACUGUGUUUGCAAAGAAGGGUAUCGCUCCAGAGGCCAGACAUGUGAAGUGGUCCACUGCCCUGAGCUGCACCCACCUGAAAAUGGCUAUUUUAUCCAGAAUGUCUGCAACAAUUAUUUCAAUGCUGCCUGUGGAAUCCGAUGUAAAACAGGAUUUGAUCUCGUGGGAAGCAGCAUACGGCUUUGCCAACCAAAUGGCCUAUGGUCUGGCUCAGAAACAACAUGCAGGGUUCGCACAUGCCCCAAACUCUUUGCCCCUCAACAUGGGCAUAUCAACUGUUCACCAACUGAAAUCUCAUAUGGGACUGUGUGCUUAGUGACUUGUGAUGACAAUUAUGAACUGGAAGGCAACUCCAAACUCACUUGUCAAGGCAACUCACAAUGGGAUGGAAAAGAACCCAAGUGUGUGGAACUGCUUUGUCCUGUCCUCCAGAAACCAGAACAUGUGAUCAUUCAUCCCUAUAUUUGUGGGCUUGAGCCAUCAAAGUAUGGAACUGUGUGCGGGUUGAGUUGUCCCACUGGAUUCCUUCUGUCCGGAGUCAGAGAAGAACUGAGAUGUUUAACCAGUGGGAGGUGGAGUGAAAAUUUGCAGAAGGCUUCCUGCAAAGACAUUGAACCACCAAAAAUUAGCUGCCCUGAUGACAUUAAAGCUCCUACACUUGAACACCAGAAUUCUGCAAAUAUUAGCUGGCAGGUUCCAGCAGCAACUGAUAACUCUAGAGAUGAGGUGUCAAUUCAAGUAACUCCAGCUUUUGUACCUCCUUACCUAUUCCCAAUAGGAGAAGUUGAGAUCACUUAUACAGCAGUUGACAAAUCUGAAAACCAGGCAAGCUGCACAUUCAGUAUCAAAGUUGUUGACAAUGAACCUCCUGUCAUUGACAAAUGCAGAUCUCCACCGCCAGUUCAAGUAGCUGAAAAGAACUACAGAGUAACAUGGGACGAACCACAGUUUUCAGAUAACUCAGGAACAAGUUUAUCAAUAGCUAAAAGCCACUCCCCGGGAGAUCUCUUUCCCAAAGGAGAGACAGUGGUUCAAUAUACUGCCACUGACUCAUCAGGAAAUAACAGAACUUGCGAGCUCCACAUCGUCAUCCGAGGAUCUCCUUGUGAAAUCCCCUUUACCCCAAUGAAUGGGGAUUUUAAAUGUCUAAAAGACGAGAAAGGAGUUAACUGUACGUUACAUUGCACGGAUGGGUAUGACUUCACAGCAGGUUCCAAUGAGAACUAUUAUUGUGCCUAUGCAGAUGGUAUCUGGAAUCCACCUUACUCUACUGAGUGGCCUGACUGUUCUUUGAAACGCUUUGCAAAUCAUGGUUUCAAAUCCUUUGAGAUGCUUUACAAAGCUACACGAUGUGAUGACAGCAACCUUCUUAAAAAUUUUGUGGAGGCUUUUCAGAGUGCACUUGGUAAAAUGGUUCCAUCAUUUUGCAAUGAUGUUGAUGACAUUGACUGCAGACUGGAAGAUUUCCCACAGAAACAUUGCUUAGAGUACAAUUAUGACUAUGAAAAUGGUUUUGCAAUUGGUCCUGGAGGCUGGGGUACAGCAAACCAACUAGAUUAUUCUUAUGAUGACUUCCCUGAAGCAGUACCUGAAGAGGGCCAACCUAAACCAUUAGCGGAUUCUGUGGAUGUGGCACAUCCUCGGGUCAAAAGGCAUAAAAAAUUGAACAUGCCCAUGUCAGACCACAAAAUAAAGUUAGUUUUCAAUAUCACUGCUAGUGUACCAUUGCCUGAUGAACGAAAUGAUACACUGGAGUCAGAGAACCAGCAACGCCUUCUAAAAACACUAGAGACUAUCACAAACAGGCUGAAAAGGACUCUCAGUAAGGAUCCAAUGUAUUCUUUUCAGUUUUCUUCUGAGCUGCUUGUAGCAGACACCAAUUCUCUUGAAGCUGAAAAGGCCUUCCUGUUUUGCAGGCCAGGCUCUGUUCUCAGGGGCCGAAUGUGCGUUAAUUGCCCACUGGGUACUUACUAUUCCCUGGAACAUCACGCAUGUGAAAGUUGCUGGAUUGGAUCUUUCCAGGAUGAAGAAGGGCAGCUUGAAUGUAAGAACUGCCCAUCUGGUAGCUAUACAGAAUAUCUUCAUUCCAGAAGCAUAUCAGAAUGUAAAGCUCAGUGCAAGCCAGGAACCUAUUCUCCGAAUGGCCUUGAGAUCUGUGAAUCAUGUCCUUUUGGCAAAUAUCAGCCUGCAACUGGAUCAAAGCACUGCAUUUCUUGCCCAGAAAAUAUUUCAACAGUCAAAAGAGGAGCUGUGGAUAUAUCAGCAUGUGGAGUACCCUGUCCAGCUGGAGAAUUCUCUCGUUCUGGUUUAAUGCCUUGCCACCCUUGUCCCAGGGACUAUUAUCAACCUGACCCAGGGAAGUCCUACUGCCUGUCUUGUCCAUUUUAUGGGACUACCACAGUGAUUGGGGCCAGAUCCAUAGCGGAUUGUUCAAGUUUCGGCUCUACUUUCUCUGCAGCAGAAGAAAGCAUAGCACUCCCAGCUGCUCCAGAAAAUACCAAGAAGGAGUACAAAAUCAGCAGCCAGGUAUUCCAUGAAUGUUUCCUGCAACCGUGUAAUAACAAUGGAACUUGCAAACAGGUUGGGAGUGGGUAUAUCUGCAUAUGCCCACCAGGAUAUGAAGGCUUAAAAUGUGAAAAGGAGAUUGAUGAGUGCAAGUCAUCCCCCUGUCUCAACAAAGGGAUUUGCAAGGAUGGCAUUGCAACAUUCAUUUGCCAGUGCCAGCCAGGCUAUUCAGGGUUGGUAUGUGAAGAAGAUAUAAACGAAUGCAAUUCCGAUCCAUGUCUGAAUAAAGCAGUCUGUGUUGAUGGCGUUAAUUCUUACCAGUGCUUGUGUAUAGAAGGAUUUACAGGUACACACUGUGAAAUACAAAUAAAUGAAUGUCUUUCAAGCCCCUGUUUAAACAAAGCCAUAUGUGAAGAUCAGAUUGGUGGUUUCCAUUGCAAGUGUCUGCCUGGAUUUACUGGUGUCCUGUGUGAAAAAAAUAUAAAUGAAUGUCUCAGUAGACCUUGUAAAAAUGGAGGCACAUGCAAAGAUGGUGUCAAUGGCUAUAGGUGUCACUGUGUCACAGGAUACACAGGGCUACAGUGUGAAAUAAAUAUCAAUGAAUGUGCAUCUAAUCCCUGUGUAAACCAUGCAACCUGUGUGGAUGCUUUGAAUUCGUAUAUCUGUAAAUGCUCCCCUGGCUUUACAGGCAGCCGGUGUGAAACAGAACAGUCUUCUAGAUUUAAUCUGGAUUUUGAAGUCUCUGGGAUCUAUGGCUAUGUUAUGCUUGACAGUGUCCUCCCCUCAUUAAGUGAGAUCACAUGUGCAUUUUGGAUGAAGUCUUCUGAUACUACUAACUAUGGGACUCCAAUUUCCUAUGCAGUGGAAAACGGAAGUGACAAUGCAUUUCUGCUUACAGAUUACAAUGGUUGGGUUCUUUAUGUGAAUGGGAAGGAGAGUAUUACAGAUUGCCCUUCCGUGAAUGAUGGCAAUUGGCAUCAUAUUGCUGUCACUUGGACAAACACCAAUGGAGCCUGGAGAGUGUACAUUGAUGGCAGGUUAUCUGAUGGAGGAAGUGGCUUGUCUGUAGGAUCAGUAAUCCCUGGUGGAGGUGCCUUAGUGCUUGGACAGGAGCAAGACCGAAGAGGAGAGGGAUUUAAUCCAGCAGAGUCUUUUGUUGGUUCAGUUAGCCAGCUCAACAUUUGGGGUUAUGUUUUGUCCCCUGAGCAGGUGAAGUCCUUGGCUACUUCAUGUCCAGAAGAACUCCAAAGAGGCAACAUAUUGGCUUGGCCAGAUUUUCUUUCUGGGAUUGUUGGAAGAGUGAAGAUAGAUUCCAACAGCAUGUUUUGCUCUGAUUGCCAGCCCUUACAAAGCUCCAUACCUCACCUGAGAACUUCAUCAGCUGAUUUAAAGGCAGGAUCAAAAGUGUCUCUCUCCUGUGAUCCAGGUUAUCACAUAGUGGGAAAUUCUGUUCUGCAGUGUCUAAAUUUAGGGAAAUGGACACAACCUCUUCCACACUGUGAAAGGAUUAGCUGUGGAGUGCCUCCACCUUUAGAAAAUGGCUUUCAUUCAGCCGAAGACUACUUUGCUGGAAGCACCCUUACAUAUCAGUGCAACAGUGGCUAUUAUUUGUUGGGAGACUCAAGGAUGGUUUGUAUGGACAAUGGAAGCUGGAAUGUUAUUUCACCAUCUUGCCUUGAUGUUGAUGAAUGUGCCGUUGGCUCAGAUUGUGAUCCCCAUGCCUCUUGCCUUAACACGGACGGAUCCUACGUAUGCACCUGCAUUUACCCAUACAAAGGAGAUGGGAAAAAAUGUACAGAACCAGUAAAAUGCAAACAUCCAGGUGUUCCUGAACACGGCCAUUCACAUGGUGACAGCUUCAGUGUUGGUAGUGAGAUCAGCUUCUUAUGUGACAAGGGCUACCAACUGAAAGGAGUGACUCAAUUAGUCUGCUUGGAAUCUGGGGAAUGGAGCCACCUAACACCAUACUGUGAAGCUAUUUCCUGCGGUAAUCCACCUAUUCCUGAAAAUGGUUCAAUUGAUGGAUCCAAUUUCACAUAUGGUAGCAAAGUGAUCUAUAGGUGUGAUAAAGGAUACGUUCUGAAGGGCGAAGAAGCAGCAGUGUGUCUUUCAAAUGGCAAAUGGAAUUACUCUUCUCCAGUAUGUGAAUUAGUAAAAUGCCCACUUCCAAAGGAAAUAAGCAAUGGAAAAUAUAUAAUAAGUGGUGUUACAUACCUCUCUAAUGUAUCAUACAUCUGUGACACAGGUUACAGUCUGCAAGGAUCCUCAGUACUUGUGUGUGAAGAAACAGCUAGCUGGAGCAGCUUAUCACCACACUGUGAAAUUGUUUCUUGUGAGCUUCCUCCUGUCAUUAAAGAUGCCACUGUUAGUGGGAACAACUUUACUUUUGGAAACAUCGUCACUUAUACGUGUAAGGAAGGGUACACAUUAAUUGGUCCAGAAGCUGUGGAAUGUUUGGCAAAUGGAAAAUGGAACAUGAGUUACCAGCAGUGUGUGGCUGUUUCCUGUGAUGAACCACCUCCUGUGGAACAUGCUUCUCCAGAGAGUGGCCACCGGCUAUUUGGUGAUGUAGCUAUCUAUUACUGCUCUGACGGGUACAGCUUAGCUGGCAAUUCCCAGUUACUUUGUAAUGCCCAGGGGAAAUGGGUUCCCCCUGCUGCCAAAGAUGUUCCAGAGUGUAUAGCUGAUUUCUGUGAGAGGCCCCUGUCUGCAUCAUACAGCAUUCUGGAAUCCUCCAACAAGGCCAGAUUUCCAGCUGGGUCCAUUGUGAGCUUCAAGUGCAUGGAAGGUUUUGUGUUAAACACCUCAGCUAAGAUUGAAUGUGUUCGCGGAGGCCAGUGGAACCCUUCUCCAUUGACGAUCCAGUGCAUCCCUGUUCGCUGUGGAGAGCCAGCAGGCAUCAAAAAUGGCUAUGCAACUGGCACAAAUUACAGUUUUGGGGCAAUUGUGGCUUACAGUUGCACGAGGGGAUACUAUAUUAAAGGAGAGAAGAAAAGAACAUGUGAAGCAACAGGAACUUGGAGUGGUACUAUGCCUACCUGUCAUCCAGUGUCCUGUGGUGAGCCACCAAAACUUGCAAAUGGAGUAAUAGAGAACAUAACAGGACGUUUCUUUGGAAGUGAAGUGAGGUAUCAAUGCAGUGUUGGUUACAAGUUGAUUGGAAGCCCAACAUUAUUUUGCCAAGCCAAUCGUCAAUGGCAUACGGAAGCUCCUCCUUCCUGCGUGCUCCUCAGUUGCAGAGAACCACCUCCUUUUCAGCAUGGGCACACCAAGGGCAAAAGUUUUGAAGUAGGAGCUAAGGUCUUUUUUGUAUGUGAUGAAGGCUAUGAGCUGAUAGGAGACGCAUCGUGGACUUGUCAGAAGACGGGGACUUGGAACAAAAAGCAGAACCCCAAAUGUGUUCAGACAGAGUGUCCAGAACCACCCCUAAUUGAGAAUCAGCUUGUCCUGAAGGAGAUGACUGAGCAAGUUGGUGUGGUGCAGUUUUCAUGUAAAGAAGGCUUCAUUUUGUUUGGUGCAUCUGUACUGAAAUGUUUGCCGUCUCGACAGUGGAAUGAUUCUUUUCCGGUGUGCCGCAUGGUGCUAUGCCCUAGGCCUCCUUACAUUCCUUUUGGGGAUCCUUUAGUAACUUCUCUUCAUUUUGGCAGCAUAGUAAACUACACGUGCAUGGAUGGUUUUUUGCUGAAGGGAAUUUCAAGCAUCAGCUGCCAAGCAGAUGGUACAUGGAGCUUCCCAAUGCCGGAAUGCAUUCCAGUGGAGUGUCCACAGCCAGAAGAAAUUCAAAAUGGAAUUGCAGAUGUGCAAGGCCUUACUUAUCUUAGCACUGCACUAUAUAAUUGUAAACCAGGCUUUGAACUAGUGGGAAACACGACCAUUCUUUGUGGAGAAGAUGGUCUCUGGCUUGGAGGAAAGCCCACUUGCAAGCCUAUUGAAUGCUCCAAGCCCAAGGAGAUUCAGAAUGGCCGAUAUUCAUAUGUUGAUCUGCAUUUCAGGCAGACAGUUACCUACUCAUGUGACCGAGGAUUCCAGCUAGAAGGCCAGAGUGUCCUGAAUUGCCUAGAGACAAGAGAGUGGGAUGCAGAGGCUCCCUCUUGUAGAGCUAUCAGCUGUGAUCCUCCACAGCCUAUUGAGAAUGGCUUUGUAGAAGGUGCAGAUUACAGCUAUGGUGCCAUGGUGAUAUACAGCUGCAUUCCAGGAUACCAGCUCUCUGGGCUUGCUAUGCAGACCUGCGAGGAUCUGGGAUGGUCUGGUGUUAGUCCAGUAUGCUUGCCAACAGACUGUGGCCUCCCUCCCCAUAUAGACUUUGGAGGAUAUGUAACAAUUAGCAAUGAAGAAAAACUGUAUGGCCAAGAAGGAAUAUUAGCAGAGGGCUUCCCUACUGCCAGCCCACCCUUUUUCUCUCUAAUGCUAGAUAACCAGAAAGAUGCACAGAGUACUUCAGGGGCUAUUAAUACUUUACAAUUGUCAGUAUAUUUAUAUGGGACUACAGUAUUGUAUAGUUGCUACCCUGGCUACGAACUCUUUGGAAACUCUACACUAACUUGCCAAGAGGAUGGAACGUGGAAUGAUAGUGCUCCCAUCUGCAUUUCCAUUCAGUGUGAAUCACUAUUGCCUCCAGAAAACGGCUUUGUACAUUUUACAGAGAACGGUCUUGGUAGCACAGUGAUGUAUACCUGCAAGCCUGGAUAUAAGCUGAUUGGCUCGAGUACAAGGCUGUGCACAUUCAGCAAAGAAUGGAGCGAUGUAGCGCCAACCUGUGAGAGGGUAUCAUGUGCAGUGCCUAGGAAACCAAUGAACGGCACAGUAAAAGGAGAGACUUUCACAUAUGGGAGUGUCAUCCAGUAUGACUGCGAUCCUGGCUUUCAGUUAAAUGGGCCUGAAAAAAGGACAUGCCAGGCUGAUCAAAAAUGGGAUGGAAACGAACCUAUAUGCAUUCCCAUCUCCUGUGGCCGAGUUCCCAGUUUAGAGAAUGGCAGAGUAAUUGGAGAGGAAUAUACAUUUCAAAAAUAUAUUGAGUACAGCUGCAGAGAAGGUUUUCUGUUGGAAGGGAUCCAGAAGAGAGUCUGCCUUGCAGAUGGAAGCUGGAGCGGGAACACUCCAGUGUGUAGAGCCAUCCAGUGUCCUGUACCACCAAAACUUUCUCAUGGGCAAAUUAGUGGGUCAAACUUUGCGUUUGGGAAAGGAAUUGAGUAUCGCUGUGAUGAAGGGUAUGUGUUGCAUGGUUCACCUUCAAAUAUCUGUCAGGCUAAUGGUACCUGGGCUAAAGAGACACCAUCCUGCAAGCCUGUCAAUUGUGGGCCUCCUGAGGACAUUACUCAUGGGUUCCUGAAUGGUUCGAUCUUCACUUAUGGGGCAUAUAUAGAAUAUAUUUGCUUUCCUGGUUAUGAGUUACAAGGAAAUCCAGUCAGGCAAUGUAUGUCUAACGCUUUAUGGAGUGGGAAACCACCCUCUUGCCUGCUUUGUGAAUGCCCUGUCCCAGCCAUUCAGAAUGGAGUAGUUAAAGGUAGAAAUUUUGGCUGUGGUCAAAGAGUCUCGUUUGAAUGCCUUGGAGGCUUUAAACUGUUGGGGCCUCCAGAAAUCACCUGUGAAGCUGCCAACAGAUGGAGCUCUGGCUUUCCGCACUGUGGACUGAUCUCAUGCGGCCCUCCACCAACAAUCCCCAAUGCUUUUAUCAAUGGGAGCAGUUCUGUCGAUCAGAAUACCAUAAUCUAUAACUGUGAAUUGGGCUAUGUGAUGCAAGGAAGUCCAGAAUUAACAUGUACAGAAAAAGGAAUCUGGAGUGAGCCGUAUCCACAUUGUGCAAUACUGACUUGUGGGCCACCACCUUCUGUACCUCAUGCAGUUGCCCUUGGAGAUUCACAAGCCUAUGGGAGUAGAAUCCAGUACAGAUGUCUGGAGGGUUAUGUGAUGGAGACAGAAAUGGACACAUGCACGUGUCAGGAAGAUGGGCACUGGUCUUCUGGUAGUAUUUCCUGUUGUCCCAAAAAAUGCCCCCUGCCAACAAACAUAACCAAAGUAAUUAUUUCUGGGACAGACUUCACUGUGAACGAAAGCAUUAUACUGUCAUGCCCAGAAGGAUAUCUUUUGACUGGGGAAAGCAGUGCCACUUGCCAGAGUGAUGGUAGCUGGAUGCCACUCUUUUCAAGUGAUAUAUGCAUACCUGUGUCCUGUGGAAAGCCAGAUGCUCCAGAACAUGGAAGUGUGGUUGGCAAUGGAUACAGUUACAGAGAGACAGUAUUUUACAAAUGUGCUUCUGGUUAUGAGUUGGAAGGUGAUGCUGAACGUAUCUGUCAAGCAGAUAAGCUAUGGAGUGGAACAACACCAGUUUGCAAAAAAAUAUCCUGUGGGCCUCCUGAAACAAUAGAUAAUGGUUCCAUUAGUGGGAAAGAUUUCUUGUUUGAAGAUGAGAUUCUUUACAGCUGCAAUCAGGGAUUUGAGUUGCAGGGAGUAACUCGAAGGAUUUGCCAUGUGAACAAGAAGUGGAGCCCCUCAGCCCCUGUGUGUGUGAGCAUAAGAUGUGAACCUCCCCCAACAGUAGAAAAUGCCAUUCCCAUCGCCAACGAAAAUACAUACAGAAGUAAAGUUUCCUUUGUAUGUAAUUUUGGAUAUCAUCUGGUUGGACCUGGCAACAUCACCUGCUUGGCAAAUGGAUCAUGGAGUAAACCUCAUCCUUCCUGUGAAGAAACCAGAUGUGAGGAUCCAGAAUUUAUUGAGAAUGGGAAUGCUGUCUAUGAGAACAAUACUGUUGGCAGCAGAGUCGCAUAUUACUGCAACAAAGGAUAUACCUUGGAAGGAGAACCUAUUGCAGAGUGCACAGAAACUGGAACUUGGAGCCAUCCAAUGCCACUGUGCAAACCAAACCCUUGCCCUGUGCCUUUCAUAAUCCCAGAAAACGCCCUCCUGUCAGAGACAACUUUUCAUGUUGGGCAAAAAGUCUUUAUGAAGUGCAGAGAAGGCUACCUACUUCGGGGGCCAUCUGUCAUCGUUUGUAAUCCUGAUGAGGCAUGGACUCCAACAACAGCCAAAUGUGAAAAGAUAUCUUGUGGGCCACCUGCUCAUCUUGAAAAUGCUUUGAUCCGUGGAACAUUUUAUCAGUAUGGAGACAUGGUCACCUACUCAUGCUACAGUGGAUACAUGCUGGAAGGCUCCCUUAGAAGUAUCUGUUUAGAGAAUGGAACCUGGACUACACCCCCAGCUUGCAAAGCUAUUUGCCGGUUCCCCUGUCAGAACGGUGGUGUCUGUGAGCGACCGAAUGCGUGCUCCUGCCCAGAAGGAUGGAUGGGACGUCUCUGUGAAGAGCCAAUUUGCAUCCUGCAUUGUCUUAAUGGAGGUCGUUGUGUGGCUCCUUACCAGUGCAACUGCCCAGCUGGAUGGACUGGAUCACGCUGCCACCAGGCUGUCUGUCAGUCUCCAUGCUUAAAUGGUGGCAAAUGUAUACGGCCAAAUCGGUGCCAUUGUACUUCACCAUGGACUGGACAUGACUGUUCUAGGAAAAGGAAAACUGGAUUCCACCACUUUUAACGUCAGAGCCACUACUAUGAACAUUCUGAUUCUAAUCCAGUGGGCCUUGAUACUGCAGGCACUGUAAAAUCAGAUUGGGAGGGGGGGAGGGUUAAACUAUGUGUUUGAUGUUUUUAAAAUCUUUUUUAUUAUUAUUUUGUAUUAUAUUUUCUUAUAUUUUUAUUGUGAAAUGAAUCACUUUUAAAUCAUUUUCCACAUGCAGAAGUAUAUCAUUUACGCUGAGUUUGCUGCUGUCAGUACACACAAAGGUACGAAUAAUGUCAAGCAUUGAAAGAGAACAACUUGCAAUCUUUUUUAAAAUUGCUGUUUCAAAAGCCCUGAGAACAGCUUGGCUCCACUGCCUACCGAACAAGAUGCUGGAGUUUUAGGACCAAACAUGAUUGGAUGGCAAUACAUGCAUGUUUUUUUUUUUCAUCUACGUAUCCUCAUUCAUACAGGAAAUGGAUAGAAAUCUGUCCUCAUUCAUAUAGGAAACAGGUGGAAAGAGCACAGGAGACGGUGGUGCUGAAUCCCUCCUCCUCUGCAUUACUUUCCUACAAUGACUGAUUGCCAUCCCUUUGCUCAGUUCCUGGUUGUGAUACUGGAAUCAGAACAGAAAGGAAGAAGAGAGUCUGCUCCCUGAUGAGAGAGAGAGGAGAGAGCAAGCAAGACCCCAGAGAGUACAGGGUUUGGUACCUCUCUACCAUGUAUGUGCUCUUUGAUGGUUACACUAUGAGCCUCCUUACACAGAUUUUCUAUGUGAGUGGCAUGUAAUGAUGGCUCUGUCAGAUCUGGUUUUGUCUUGAAUUACCUUCUACCUUCACUGUACUUCCUUAGUUGUGGAGGAUACAAUAGUUACUGUAGUCUAAUACUGUGGUUCUCAGCCUUGGGUUACCCAGGUGUUCUUGGACUACAACUCCCAGAAACCCUGGCCAGCA